Dendrobium catenatum is the source of this 1956-nucleotide messenger RNA. RefSeq names its product protein FAR1-RELATED SEQUENCE 5-like. The record is from RefSeq and is a predicted model, not a curated record. The coding region runs from base 1 to 1956 and encodes 651 amino acids. The transcript has 2 exons. Gene Ontology annotation, molecular function: zinc ion binding. Lineage: Eukaryota; Viridiplantae; Streptophyta; Magnoliopsida; Asparagales; Orchidaceae. Gene Ontology annotation, biological process: regulation of DNA-templated transcription.
AUGGAUAAUGUACUGGAAGAGAUUAACGACUGGUCGGAGAUGGAAGGUUUUACGCAAGAGCCAGAGCUUAGAGCUAGAGAUGGUUUGCAACAGAAUACCCAACCAAACUUUGAUAUAUUAUCGGUUGUUUGUAAUAGUGAGAAAGAGGCUUUUGAUAUGUACUGUCGAUACGCGCAUAGUGUUGGUUUUAGUGUUCGCAAAGAUCAUCAUUCUUUCUGGCCGAAUUCGAGGAAGAUACGGAUGAAAGAUUAUGUAUGUUCGAAAGCUGGUUUUAAGAAGGGCCUUGACCUGAAUGUGAAAUCGAAAUACAGGAAAGCCAAUACUAGGACUGGGUGUCCCGCGAUGAUUAGAUUUUCAGUUGAUCAAGAUGGGGAAUGGAAGGUUAAUAAAUGUGUUGAGAACCACAACCAUGAGUUGGCAAGGCCUGAAGAUCAACAUUUAUUGAGAUCAUGCAGGAAAAUUACCGAAGAGAGAGCAUUUGUUCUUAAAUCUAUGACUGAUGCUGGGAUUAGAACCAUUGAUGCAUUCACAUACUUAGCUGAUGAAGUUGGUGGGAGGGAGCAUGUUGGUUUUUUAAGAAGAGAUGCAUAUAACUUUGUUCAGAGAAACAGAAGAUGCAAGAUUGAGACGGGGGAUACCAAUUCCCUAAUAGAAAUUUUUAAAAACCGAGCAAACAGUGAUAACAUGUUUGUGUGGGAAGUCCAAUAUGAUGAGGAGGAUAGAUUGAUGAAUUUUUUCUGGGCUGAUGGUGUGGGAAGAAUAGACUACGACUGCUUUGGAGAUGUUAUAAUUUUUGAUACCAGCUAUAGACUGAACAAAUACAAUCUAGCUUGUGCACCUUUUGUUGGAGUUAACAACCAUUGGCAGAAUGUUCUUUUGGGGGUAGCAUUUCUGUCUGAAGAAACAGUAGAAUCAUUUACAUGGCUGUUUAGAACAUUCUUGAGAGUAAUGGGUGAUAAACAUCCCAUUACAAUUUUUACUGACCAGGAUCAGGCAAUGUCUCGGGCUAUAGAAAUUGCAUUUCCGCAAACACGCCAUAGGCUUUGCCAAUGGCACAUCAUGAAGAAGCUUCCAUCCAAGGUGCAUUGUUACAACAGCAACAACAAGGUUAGAGGGUUGAUUUAUAAAUGUUUUAGCAGGUGUGAUUCGGAGGAAGAGUUUGAAAGUACUUGGACUGAAAUGCUGAAUGAAGGGGACCUUCAUAGCCAUGUGUGGUUGAAAGAACUCCACAGAAUAAGGAACAAGUGGUCCACAACAUACAACAAGACUUAUUUUAACCUUGGUAUUCUUUCGACACAGCGCAGUGAAUCCACUAACAAUGUGUGCCACGGCAUUUCUAAGCCUACUAGCACCAUCACUGAGUGUUUUUUGGGUCUUGAAAAGGUGAUGAAGACAUGGCGUCGGAAUGAGAAGGAUGAAGACUUCAAAUGUAGUCAGUCCGAUGUUGUUCCUUUGGUGAAGAGCAGUCCAAUUCUUAGGCAGGCCGCGCGUUUUUAUUCGCGUAAAUUGUAUUCUUUCUUUGAGGAGUUUUUACAAGGUGUGGGUGGAAUGUGCAUAGCUCAAGCCUCAACUGACUUAUCAACUUUUUUUGUCAAAACUGUUGAGAACAUUGAUCAGCCUCGCUACUGGACAGUUAAUUUUGAUGAUGCAGAAGGUAGCAUCGAAUGCAGCUGUGGAAAAUUCGGCAUGAUGGGGAUACUAUGUUCUCAUUGCUUGAGAGUGGUAAGGCAGAUUGAUAUAAUUAAUAUACCUCCGAAAUAUCUACUCAAGAGAUGGUCAGGUCGAGCAAGAAAGGACCUUUACUCUGAUAGGCCGUUGUCAUCUAUGGUAGCUACCGGAAUCCCCUCGGAUGGCAUAGGAAGUAUGAUUUUCAGAAAUACCAAGUUGCCUUCUUCAAAUAAGCAACCAGAAGAGUCCAAUGUUCAUUAUCAUUUACUGGUAGUAGCAGAAAGUUAG